Molecule: messenger RNA, 1041 nt
Organism: Colletotrichum spaethianum
Lineage: Eukaryota; Fungi; Ascomycota; Sordariomycetes; Glomerellales; Glomerellaceae
Product: NADP-dependent oxidoreductase RED1
Exons: 2
Coding region: 1-1041 (346 amino acids)
Molecular function (GO): oxidoreductase activity, acting on the CH-CH group of donors, NAD or NADP as acceptor
Source: RefSeq, a predicted model, not a curated record
AUGACGCAGAACAAGACUCUCAUCUUUAAGAAGAUCCCCACAGGUCUCCCCGUGGCGGGGGAGCACCUUACCAUUGAGGAUCGCCCGAUUGACCUCGACGAUGUCCCUGAGAGCGGCGUGGUCGUUGAAAUCAUUUACGCAUCCUUUGACCCCUACCAGCGCGGCCGCAUGAGAGACGCCAGCAAGAAGUCCUACUCGCCUGCGUUCGAACUCAACGGUCCCAUCACCAACAGCACCAUCAGCAAGGUCCUGAAGAGCAACACCCCCAACUUCGCCGAGGGCGAUCUCAUCUUCGCCCAUACGCCCAUCGCCCAGUACGCCCCAGUGCCGCCCAGCAUUCUGGAGCAGGCGCGCAAGAUCCAGAACCCCCACAACCUGGACCUGGCGCUCUUCCUUGGCCCCCUUGGCAUGCCGGGGUUGACUGCCUGGUCGGGUCUGCACAAGAUCGGACAGCCUAAGAAGGGUGAGACCAUCUUUGUCAGCUCCGCUGCUGGAGCUGUAGGCCAGCUGGUCGGCCAGAUCGCUAAGCGAGAGGGCCUUACCGUCAUUGGGUCCGUGGGAUCGGACGAGAAGCUGGACUUUAUCACCAAGGACCUUGGCUUCGAUGCUGGGUUCAACUACAAGAAUGAGAAGCCUGGAGAUGCCCUUCCUAGACUGGCACCCAAUGGCAUCGAUAUCUACUUUGAGAACGUUGGUGGAGACCACCUUGAGGCGGCUCUCGCCUCCAUGAAUGUUGAGGGACGCAUCGCCGUCUGCGGCAUGAUCUCCAACUACAACACCCCGGCGGAUCAGCAGCAGGGCAUCAAAGGCUUGAUGCAGCUUGUUGCUAAGCAGAUCACCAUGGAAGGUUUCCUUGUUGGUAACCCCAAGUUUGGUCGCGCGCACUUCAAGGACCACCAGGAGAACCUGCAGAAGUGGCUCUCGGAGGGCAGUGUCAAGGCCAAGUUGGCGGUAACCGAGGGUAUUGACAACGCUCCAGAUGGUCUCAUUGGCAUGCUCACCGGCAAGAACUUUGGCAAGGCUGUUCUGAAGGUUAAAUGA